UUCGCUUGACGCCGCAGUGGCAGCGAUGGCCCAGACAGCCAACACCGAAGAGGUGUUGUAAUGUAACAUGGUGACAAAGAUGAUCAGCCUUGCCCUUGUAAUUACAGUCUAGAGAUUGUAAUUAACAAAGUGCUCGGUCUGGUUGGACUGCCCCAUCCGCUGUCUAAGAAAUCACCUAGCUUUAAGUGACUUUUGAAAGCUUUACCACGUAUGUGUGUAUAUGUAUGAUAAAAAAAAACAUGAUCAUUAAUAACUAUAAAAAUUAAAAAAAAAGAUCAAGCAAACUGAACCCAAGCCAAAAAAAAAACAAAAAAUAAUAAAUAAUAAUAAUUAUUAUAAUAAACAAUAAAAAAAAAAAUCUUGUUUUAAAUAGUGACUUUGAAAUCUGAGGUUUUUAUAAAGUGCAUCAACAUAACCAAGAGGAGAAGAUAUUGGAGACUACCUCUGUGUGUCUGACUGUCUGCGUGUGAGAAGAGAUGAGCUAGACAUACCAGCUUGUGUUCAUAGUGAAUUAGACCGUCGUCAGUUUCGAGACCUAUUUUUGCUACCCGGAAGGAACCGUGAUACCUUAAGGCUGUGAUCAUUUUAAGUGGACGCCACAAUGGCAGCUCAGCAGCAGAUGACGGGAGACCAACAGAAGUUGAUGGAGGAGGUCAUGUGUGCCAUCAAAGCAUGCCUGAACUCGGUCAAGGGUGAGAUACCCAUGGAAACACUACACAAGGAUUACAGAGAGUUGGAGGGCAAACCAAUACCUUAUAGAGAGCUGCACCAUGCAACGCUAGCCAGCUUCUUGCAGUCAGUGCCUGAGGUUAUCCAGCUGAGAAAUCGUGGUGGCCAGCUCUUUGCCUCAUUGGUAAGGAAAGCAGGGGCAGCAGACCACAUUGGACAGAUGGUUGAUAGGCAGAAGACCACCAAAAAACAGCCAAAGGUCCGACAGAGGCCGGCACGUCACCCCAAAAGGCCAUCUGCUUGGGUACCUCCGUCAGGUGCACGCAAUGCUUCUUUUACUAAAAAGAUAGAGCAGUCCUGGCAAGAGCCUUUCAAGCCUUAUCCUGGUCCUAACUAUGGCACAUCCCGGCAUGCCAACACAACACUAAGACAAAAUUAUACACAGCAAAGAACAAAUCCAUCAUCUAAUCCAGACCCAAAGCUUAAUGACCCUAAUACCAAGGCAAACAACCCCGCUACGAGACAACACAACCCGAGACGAGGUACCAAAACUCCAUCUCCUGAACCGACGACCUCCUCUCCCAAACCCAGUAAUAAUGUGGGGAAGUCUGGACGCUAUUACAACGACGGAAACUUUGUCUUUCCAAGGGCUGUGCGUAACAACCAGGAUAAGCAGUAUGCCCCUUACUUUGAGGUUCCUCCUCGCUUCAACAACAGUGUGAAGGGCAGUGAAGGUCAGCCUGGAGGCAAAACAUACAAGCAGCUUUUAGAAGAGAGGGUGAAAGAGCUCAGCAACGAUGAUGAAGUUGUUGUGUUCCGCACAAUCCCUUGGGGCAAGAAGAAACAGUUUUGGCUCUCUACUGUUACCAUCUUCAACAGGAAGGUGAGCAGUUUUCCAGAGGAGAAAGAGAAACCAGAGGAUGCAGAAGAACUAGUGGCUAAGAAUGCCCUGGAAUUGCUGCGGCAAAUGAACAAACCUGACCUGCCUGUUCAAAAAAACAUGGAUAUAUCGGUUCCUAGGGUCAAGGAGUUAUUGGCAGAGCAGAAUUCAGACAUCCUGUGGUGGGUACAUGUGCGGGAACUUUAUCAGAAUCGGUACCAAGAGAUACUGCCUGAGAAUUGGAUAAAAAGUGUUGACCAAAACAAGUCUGGCAUCCGCCUGGAGAACCCCUGCCAGGACCGUUGGACUGUCCGCCUGGCGCAACAGAAGAAUGAGAGCAGGCCACCUCGCACUACAUCUGUGCCAAACUACCUGGAUCAGCAUCUUUGUGCAAAGCCCCAGCCACUGAGACAGCCUUCGGCUGAAGCGUCUCAAGUGUAUGAUGAAUUCCGUCAACAUAUUGUAAAUGAACAACUGCAACAACAACUAGUUCAGCAGCAGCAACCACCACUACAACAACCUCAGGAACUGCAAUAUGAGAAGAAGGAAUUCAAUGAAAGGAGGCUAUUUGUGCCGAAGGGGAAAGAGGUAUCCUGUACUGAGGUUAUGACUGCGCUUGGAAACCUGCAUGUUGGUAAGGCAGAGGGAAGCCAGCAAGAGCCCUCUCAGAUUCCUCCUCUCGAGCUGCCAAAUUCAAAUUACUGGGAUAUCUAUGUCACCUACAUCCAGGACUUUAACAACAUCAAGUUCCGUCUGAUUGGCGACCAGUAUAGCAAUGCCUAUGAUGACUUGGUAACUGACAUGGAAUUGUAUUAUAUGGAAGAGAAAAACCUUUCUCCCGUGUCCGAAACCAUUGUCGGAAAAGUCUAUGCUGCGAGUUAUGAUGAGUCUUGGUUCAGAGUCCAGGUUUUAUCUAUUAAUGGUGAUCAGGUGACAGUUCUCUUCAUAGAUCAUGGAGAUGAGGAACAGCUGUCAGUCUCAUUGAUCCACAACCUUCAUAAGAAUUUCUGUAAUCUUCCAGCACAGAGUGUAUCUUGUGCACUAGCAGGCUUGGAGUAUGGAGGAAAAGACCAGUCUGCCCUAAAUCUCUUACAAACCUUAGCCCUUGGUCAGACUCUGGUUGGGCAGGUGGUCUCUCGCCAAGACAACAUCUCUCUUAUCUUGUUCAAUACAGCUACAGAGGAAGACAUCAACAUUAAUGAGAAAGUGUCACAGCAGCUUGACCUCAACUUCGUGGAGCCAACUCUUCCCCAGGUUGGUGGGGUAGCAGAGGUAUAUGUGAUGCAUGUCACCUCUAGUGGAGAUAUUUAUGUUCAGAUCGAGACAGAGACCUUCAAGCUGCUUGAGAACCUCUUAGAGAUGGCAAGAAGUCGAACUGAAGAGAUGCUGGGAGAAGAUGUGAAGAUAGACCCAACCCGCCUUUACCUCGCCCAGUUCUCUGAAGAUGGCCAGUGGUACCGUGCAGCACCUCGAAGCAGUGUUGACCCAGAUGGCAAGGUUUUGAUGUGGUUUGUGGACUUUGGCAACUCUGACCGAGUGCCGUCCGCCAGCCUAAGGCCGCUGGAAGGUGUCAAUGAACGUCUGACCAAAAUCCCACAUCAGGCCCUCUUAUGUCGCCUGCACAAUGUACCAUCCGCUGGCCUGGAAUGGACUGAACGUGCUUGUCACCGAUUAAUGGAGCUGUUGCCAGAGGACUCACCUCUGCUUCUCAAGGUGCAAGCUGUGAAAAGUAAUGGUCCUCCAUUGGUUGAGCUAUUCAAGCGUUUGCAACCUCAAAACGAGUUGGUAUCCAUAAAUGCCACACUCGGCAUAGACAACAGUCUCUUCAGAAAUGAUGGAGAUAGCAAUAACAAUAGUGUCAACAAGGAGGUGGUCCUUUCCCCAUCGCGAACAAGAUCACGACGUUCUUCUACAAACAGUCAGACUUCAAGCAGCUCUGGUCUGAACUCUGGCCCAUCAUCUAUGAACAGUUAUUAUGAUUCGACCCCAACUUCGCCCCGUCCAGGAGCACUGAUUCCUAUGGAGGUGCCUCGUGUUGGGGAAUACUUCGAUGUUUAUGUAACUUAUGCGGCGAGCCCUUCAAACUUUGCUGUUCAGUCCUGGAAGAUGACAAAGAAGUUGUCUGCCUUGAUGUCUAAGAUGCAUGUAUACUACAACAAUGCGAACAAUCUUCAGACUCUAGAUGAACUUCAGGCUGGAGGUUUUUAUGCUGUCAAGCACAGUGACGAUUCUUGGUAUAGAGCGCAAGUGAGCAUGCAUCAAGGUGACAUAGUAUCAGGAUUGUUUGUCGACUAUGGGGACUGCUUUAUAGUGACACGAGACAAUGUCCAGCCACUCCCCACUGCUUUCCAUGCUCUUCCGUACCAGGCAAUCAAGGCAAAAAUCAGUGGCAUAUCAGCGGCAAACCUAGACUGGACUCCAGAGGACUGUUGCCGCUUCCAGGAGCUCGUUGAAUACCGCGAGUUUGUCUCAAUUGUGGCAAACAUUGAAUCCGCAAAUGACAGUGAUGGCUAUGUAAUCUCGCUUAGACUUAUUAACACAUCAGACCCCAAACUUGAUGUAUACAUUGAUCAAAUAUUGGUGGAUGAGGGUAGAGCAGUGAGACAGCAUGUGCAGUAGGUUAUUUUGGUAUUGUAUUGCUUUUGUUUACAUUGUAUUUGCAUGUGUAUUUAGACGGAAAGCUAUGCACAGGAAGUAUGCAAAUUGUUUCAAGGGUCAGAGAUAGACACUUGGAAGAGAUUGUUUAUGCAGCUAAGUUAAAGUUUGUAAAAGGGUUUGCCGAGAUGUAGUUUCAACUUAUUAGCUGUAUGAGUAUAUUUUUUCUUGGGCUUUUUCUCCCCGUCUUUUUUGGUAUGAUCAUGCCGAAUUGAGUAAGAAAUGCACAUUACUUUUUUUUUUUUUUUUUUUUUUGUAAGCAUCAUUGUUUUGGAACUGUUUGUUAUUUAAUCUUGUACAGUUUGCUUGUGUGAUGUCUUACGUUAGUUUGCUUAUGAGAUAUCCUAAUGUAUGCUUAAAACACCUACUGUCUUGGGAAAAAAAAAUAUUGAAAAAAAUAAUAACCUAUUUAAAGGAAUAUAACCAUAGUUUCACUGAGCAGCUUGUAAGCAUAAAUUUUAGUAUUUCUUAAAUAUAUAUAAUAUAAAGAGAUAAGACCAUGUGCUGUCUCCUGUUCUGUAAAAGGGAGAUAAGGUUUAGAUCUGUAAGCCCCCCACAUUAUCUGAACAAUGUAUUUGUGUAUUAUUGCAGAUUUCAGUAAGACUUGUAAACGUUUUUUUAUAUAUAUUGUAGCAAGGCUUAUUGAAAUGCUGAUGAAAGCUUUAAGCUGGAAAAAGUCAUCACCAAUAUAUCUGUGAUUGUUCCGUUCUUCCCAGUAUUGUUCUAGCAGUCUGUUCUUGUUUGUAGACAUAGCCUGCUCUGUGGAAUUUCUAAGUGGAGAGGAUAUUGUGCUGAUUUUUAAAAAUAUCUCAAGUUAUAGUUUCUCUUGAAAAUUUACUCAUUACUUGCCUUCCCCCUAGCAAGCAAGCAAGCAAACAAGCAAGCAUGAUGUACUGUAAGAGAACCUCAGAUAUGGUGCAAGGGGGACCAUAAUAUGGGCUGCUUGGGCUCAACUUGUUUAUUGGCAUCUAGAUGUAGAUUGCCCCAUAACAGUUCUGACAAUAAAACCUAAAAAAAAAACGUGUAAAAACAAAACUUUAAAAAAUCAUACAAAAAAAAUAAUAAAUAAAAAAAAGGAUACCAAAAAACAAAGGGAACGAUCUAAUAUUCAAACAUGAUUGCAUUAUUGUAUGGCUUUCUACUUACCAUAUUCUUAUUUCCAACCUCAUAAAAAAAAAGAAACCACUAUAACUAGUUUGACCUAGUCAUUGCAUCUCCAGGUUACUUUCCAGGACAUAAGCCAAAUGUGUUUCUAUUUACUUAUGCAAAGGGACACAUAAGGCCAUUAAACCAAGCCGUAUUGGUUGCCAGAGUUUAAUGUAGACUGGAACGAGUCUAUUUGGGAUCACAGCACUUAUUUUCAAAACGAUCCGUAAUUUAUUUAAAGCUGUAUAUGUAUUUGGAAUGAAAUAUAUGCAAGAAAACACAAAAAAAAACUACUUUAGUUACAGACUUAUCCACCAAAGAGUUUUCAUUUUAUCUUUUCUGUUGUUUCUCAGGACAGAAUAACAGUUUCCUGUUUGUUAUCUGUGUUCUCUAUAAAUGUGUAAGGAUGUAAUUACGCUUAAACACUAAAUAUUUUAUUUUACCUCAGUAUUCCUUUGUAAUAUUAACCCAUGAAAAUCCAGGUGGUUGGAAAGUAUUAUAUUGUGUUUGGAGAUUAGAUUCAAUUGUUUAUGCAACCAUAUGUUUAUUUUAUACCAAUCAAUAUGGAAAACCAUAAUAAAGCUAAAAGGAAACUU
Penaeus vannamei (Pacific white shrimp) is the source of this 5946-nucleotide messenger RNA. RefSeq names its product tudor domain-containing protein 7B. The record is from RefSeq and is a predicted model, not a curated record. NCBI's taxonomy places the organism in Eukaryota, Metazoa, Arthropoda, Malacostraca, Decapoda, Penaeidae.